UAACACCUCUCAGCGGGGUGGGAUUUUUUUCCUCCUCCCAAACUUUUCCUACCUUCUCCAAAAGUCAUGAGAAGCCUCAGUGUGGCCGGACGGAGAGGAGCAACAAGGGCCGUGUGGAGCAGGGAGGUGGGAACCAGCCUGACUGCAGCUGCAUGAAUCGCUCACUGAGCAGCAGAGAGGUGUUGAUUUGAAGCUGUGCUCGGUGCUGAAAGGUCCAAGACCUGAAAAAUGACUCAGUCAGUUCAAGUUAACACGAAGCUGCCCGAUCUGGGCUCUCCAUUUAUCUACUCCAGUCAAGAGGAGGCUGACCAGCCAGGCUCCUACUCCGUCCAGACUCCAUAUGGUUUCCAGCUGGAUCUGGACUUCCUCAAAUAUGUAGAAGAGAUAGAAAGUGGGCACAAUGUCCGCCGGGCACCCGUCAGCUCCCGUCGCUCUGGACGAGGUCUCAAACUCUCCCAGAGGAGUCCGGGGGUUGGGGGACGCACCAGUGGGUGGACAUCCACAGAGUCUCUCUCAUCUCCAGCAAGUGAGGACGGCAGAGCUCCCCCUCCACCGCCGCCACGCAACCGCCUAGGGUCAGCACCAUGUGAAGUACUCUCUCUGUCACCUGUGACUCUUCUUUCUGCUCCUCCUCUCUCUGCUGGAGCCAAAGUACCUCCCCCUCCACCCUUGCGUAACCCCAGAGUAGAGCGGACUCUUCUAGAAACCAGCAGGCGGCUACAGCAGGAACAAACCCACCAGCAUCAGAAUGGGGGGCGCAUACAGCUCGCAGACCCUCCAAAACAGCUCUUACCUUCUACAUCCACUCAGCUUUUGCAGAGCAGCUUCAUUAAACCCAGUCCUGCGACUUCUGGGCGCAGCACUCCAGCAACUAGCAAUGCGAUGACUCCAAUCCCACCCAGCCAGCUGCAGACAGUCAGAGAGCAGAUGGCUAUAGCUUUGAAACAGCUGAAGGAGAUGGAAGAGAGGGUGAAGGGUGUUCCUGCGCUGGAGAAAGAGGUGGCGAAGCUUCGUGCAGAGAAAGACAUGCUCCUGUUGGCCCUGCAGGAAAAGAAAGUAUCAAUGGAGGCGGCCCUGCAGAGGCAACCAUCCACAGAGUCCUCUACCCAAACUACUCAAACCACAGAGAGCCUUCAAGGUGAUCAGAGUGUCCACAGUCGAUUGACUGCACCGACCUCACCUGCUCAUAAAGGGCUCGGGAAAUCUGGUGAACUGAAAAGGCUGACUGAGAAAUUUGAAGGGAAGGAAGAGAAAGCUUUGAAUCCUCCUUCAAAAGUUACAGAAAAAGCGACUGUUAUUGAGAAGAAAUCAGUGGCUGCCGGGGACGAUACUCCAAUGAACUGUGUCGUCCUCUACUACAGCCAGGGUGUGAAAGAUGCCUCUGAAGGCACAUCAGUAGAUCUUUGUGAGAAAGGCACAGGAACAGAGACCGCUGUGCUCCAUGAGGAGGGAACACAGGCCUCUGUUCAGACAGAAGAUGCAGAGGUCUGGGUCAUGGAGUCUCUGCUUGGGCUGACAAGCGAAGCACAGCGGGAGAUCGACACUUUACAGGACACCAUAAAAUUCCAGCAGGAGUCCAUCGUGGUCUUAGAGGACCGGUUAAGUGUAGCCGACAAAGACCUGGAGAUCUUUAAAGCCAAGAUGGAGGAGAAAACCUCCAAAGUCACAUUUGAGAAGGGGGUUCUUGCAAAACCAGAGACAACAAACGCCCAGGUGGAGACAUUACCACUGGUGUUACAGGAUGCUGCAACUUUGUGCCAUCCUGAGGUGACUGACGCAUGCGUAGGUGAGAGCUUAACGUCAGAUCGAACCGAACAAAGCACUCAGACUGAUGCUGUGGAGGAAGACGCAAAACCAGCUGCUGUCGCCGUGGUCAGCACUGGGAGCCAAUGGGAAAACUUGUUAGAGGAGAAGAAGGUGGAGCAGAAAGUUGCAUUGCCAAAGAAGAGGCAGUUGACCAUUGCUGAUUACAAGGUGUCACUGGAGGAAGAGAUGAUCAGUAUGGCCGAGACGAAAGAGGAAGAGCAGGGAGAGGAUACGGCGACCAUCAACACAAAGACAGGUAUGCUGAAAUCAAUCAUGAAGAGGAAGGAUGGGAGUAACUCCAGUGAGACUCGCUCCGCUGGAAAGAAGAGCCUGCAGUUUGUUGGGAUUCUAAACGGAGGAUAUGAAUCUACAUCAAGUGAAGAAGAGGAGGAAGAGGAGGAGGAAGAAGAGGAGGAUGACGAUGGGAGUUCUUCUGGUGAGAGUGGAGAAGGCGAGUGCUUGGACAGCACCGAGGAGGAUGAGGCAGCUCUGGAGGAAGAAACAUCCGAAGAGGAGAGAAAUGUCAACCUGGACGAGAGUGACACGGACGAGGAGUCCCUGAAAGCUUCGAAUUAUUCCUCUGACGCUGUGAAAGAGAAGUUUGAGUUGAGCUCAAAGAUGCGUGAAGCCUGCCUCAUCAUGAAGAACCACCUGAAUGAUGACGUUAAAGCACUGAAGAGCAAAGAAGUGCUCUCCAGCACCCACACCGUCCAGCUUGAGUGGUUUCGAAUCUCCAGCGCCAAGAUGGCUCAGCCUCCGCGGGUCUCAGACUACCUGAUGGCGUUCUCUGAAGUGUCGCCAGUUCUGCUGGAGCACGUGGUCAAUAUGACGGAUGGCAACGGCAACACAGCUCUGCACUACAGUGUCUCCCACUCCAACUUUGGUGUUGUGGGGCUGCUGCUGGAAACAGGUGUUUGCAGUGUGGAUAAGCAGAACAAGGCGGGCUACACGGCCAUCAUGCUGGCCGCUCUCUCUACUGUGAAGGAGGAGGACGACAUGGUUGUGGUCAAGAGGCUGUUUGGUCAGGGCAACGUCAACGCCAAGGCCAGCCAGGCUGGCCAGACAGCGUUGAUGCUAGCUGUCAGCCACGGUCGUCAGGAGAUGGUGCGGGCGCUGCUGGAGUGCGGCGCUGACGUUAACGUGCAGGACGACGAAGGAUCUACGGCUCUGAUGUGUGCGAGCGAACACGGCCGCGCUGAGAUCGUCAAACUGCUCCUGGAACAGCCUGGCUGCGACAUAUCCAUCAUUGAUAAUGAUGGCAGUAAUGCGUUGUCCAUCGCACUCGAGGCGUCUCACAAUGACACAGCUGUGCUGCUCUACGCCCACAUGAACUAUGCCAAGACGCAGCCUGCCGUGGGGAGUCCAAAGGCCCAGCCCAGGAGCCCCACCAGCCCCCACAAGCCGUGGCCUUCAGACUGACGGGAUAAAGGAUGCUCAUCAAGGAGGACGGAGCGGCAAACAUAACUGGAUCUGAGCUUUGAAAAGCUCCACUGGAAUUUACUUAAAUAUAUAUGUAUUUAUAUACUGCAUUAUGCCCUGCAUUUAUAAGUAUUGUUGAUAUGAGAAUACUAUUUUUCCAUAAUGGUUUUAUCAUAAACUUGACUAAUAUGAGCUCCUAGCAUGUCUAAACGAGGAUCUGGAGAUCAGACACCUUAUGUAUCAUUUGCACUCCACUAAUAUUUCACUGUUUAUGGCAACACACACACAUGGCAUGAGAUUAUGAUGUGAUGUAAAAUAUUUGCCAUGUGGACCCAAAAGUUACCAGAAUGAUAUAAAUAUAGAUACAUAAGUGAUUUACAGUUAAUCAGAGUUUACGCUGGAUGGCACAUCAUGCAUCGUCCAGAGUGAGAUCACAUGACCCUGCUGUGUGUUGCCCUCAGUCUCUCUCUCUGUAGUGCUUUGGAUCAGCUGAUCUGUGAACCUCUUCACUGUCAUAACCUGCACUAACUGUCCCUGUAUUUUAUGUUCAUAUAAAUAUUUACAUAUAAAUAUAUAUUCCUGUUAAAAUAAACAUAUUUACAGAAAA
Molecule: messenger RNA, 3832 nt
Organism: Notolabrus celidotus (New Zealand spotty)
Lineage: Eukaryota; Metazoa; Chordata; Actinopteri; Labriformes; Labridae
Gene: kank3
Product: KN motif and ankyrin repeat domains 3
Exons: 12
Coding region: 229-3225 (998 amino acids)
Biological process (GO): negative regulation of actin filament polymerization
Cellular component (GO): cytoplasm; cytoskeleton
Molecular function (GO): protein binding
Source: RefSeq, a predicted model, not a curated record